This is a messenger RNA of Amorphotheca resinae ATCC 22711, 825 nucleotides long. RefSeq lists its product as hypothetical. Bases 177 to 731 code for a protein of 184 amino acids. The transcript has a single exon. The record is from RefSeq and is a predicted model, not a curated record. Lineage: Eukaryota; Fungi; Ascomycota; Leotiomycetes; Helotiales; Amorphothecaceae.
UAAACACUGAUCAAUCAGUUGCAGUGCCGGUAUAAGGUCUGAUCAAUCGAUCAAUUUCGCAAAACCUGUGGCAUGAUUCGCUGAGGCGAAGUACCAGAACUCAUGGAUGGGUCGGGACUUGGGGAUGGGAGGGCCAAUAGCAUUAGAGAAGUGCAGGAAUUUCCAGUGAUUGAUCGAUGAAUAUCCCCCAUAGCUGUGAUUUAUCCGGCGGGCAACAGCUUCCAUGCAAGAGCAGACCCAUCCAUGUCCCUGAGGCUUUUGAUCGACGUGAAUGUUUGCGCGCAAGAGUGAAAGUGAGAGGCAGGGCGGCGCGCACCACCUCGCCAACGGUCGACCGCACAAAAAGCGACCCCGCGAUUGAACUAGCGGCAGCAAAAGAAAGCUCUUUCUUUUCCCUCGUCUCUUCUGAUUCUGACAACCCUCGACCUCCAAGAUUCCACCAACAAUUAUCCUCCGUCGCCCCGACCUCUUCUCUCUUCUCUUCUCUCUCUUCUCUCUCCUCUCCUCUCUCCUCCUCCCCCCUCGCCGACCUACGCCCGUCCCCUCCGUCUUCUCCUCUCCUCCUCCGCGUCCUCCCGCCAUCUCCAUCUCCAUCUCCCUCUCCCUCCUCCUCCCAUCUCUGUCCGAUCCCACCCCAUCACGCCCCACCUCCUUCCUCCCCACAGCAAACUCUCUCUACGUCCCUACCUCCAACUCCCCCGGAUAAAGGUGUGUUCUCUGACCGGCCUUGAUUUUGCCGUCUUCCCAUUCUGGCAUUCGUGGCGUAUUUCCCUUUCUUCACUUGACGCGUCCUAACAACCUCACUAGAUCUCGUGUAUUUCCUCC